Lytechinus pictus (painted urchin) is the source of this 1053-nucleotide messenger RNA. Its product is annotated as cytochrome b-c1 complex subunit 8-like. NCBI's taxonomy places the organism in Eukaryota, Metazoa, Echinodermata, Echinoidea, Temnopleuroida, Toxopneustidae. Gene Ontology annotation, biological process: mitochondrial electron transport, ubiquinol to cytochrome c. The record is from RefSeq and is a predicted model, not a curated record. Bases 113 to 361 code for a protein of 82 amino acids. The transcript has 3 exons.
CCGCUGCGCUAAGCUGAGCUGCACGUACAAUUCCGGUGUUGCAUGCUGGGUAGUUAAAAUCAGGAAAAGAGUAUUCCAUCCUCCAGGAACUGUUGUAACAACAUCAUCAAUAAUGGGUUUCAAGUUCGGUAACCUGGCCAAGUUCAGCGGAGUGAUCACAUACACCCUUUCUCCACAUGAGCAGAAGGCAUUCGCUGGAGCCUUCAGCAGAGGCUUGCCCAAUAUCUUCAGGAGAUUUAGGUCAAAGGUCUUCAUCGUCACACCAUCAUUUGUAGUGGCCUACUUGAUCUACUCCUGGGGAAACGCAGAAAAUGCCAGGUCAAAACGAAAGAACCUCGCAGACUUCGCCGACGAUUCAUAGAGUCUACCACUUCAAUAUUUAACACCCUACAGGACCCUUAUAAGCUGUCUCAUGAUGUUUUCACCUUAUGAUCAUUUACAACUUGAAGCGGUUUCCUGAUCUGCAUCGAUGUUCAUCUAUCUUGAUGUUGAUGAUCAGCGUUCCCCUUUUUCAUCAUGAGAGAAGCUAUAAGGACUAUUGAAAAAUUAUAUAUCAUUGAAAUGUGUUAUCACUGUAAAUAAUAGUGACCUAAAUUAGAACAUCACCAAUUUGAGAAGCAAUAUUUUAGUAACAUCUAUUGGGAAGACUAAAUUAUGCAUGGAUUUUUUUUUUGUUCAAGCAUAAAUAUGGUAUAAAAUUCACAAUACACUGUAUUUGGUGUCUCUGACUUUUCAUUGUCGUCUGCGAUUUUAUUUUGGCGGCCAUGAUGAUGAUCCGAAUGUAUGAUUCACUACAGUCAUUGAACAGUGCUUCAGGCAAAAAUCAGAUUUGCUCUCAAAUGAUCACUUUGGUUAUAUCAUGAAAUUUGAUAUAUUGCUGAUUGAUGUCUGGAUACAUUAAAGGGAUGUGAGUCAUGUGACUAUAUGAAUGACAAAUUGUGCACGUGUUCAUGUUUGUAUUUUGCCACAAAUAAGUUUGCAAGAUAUAUGCAGUUGUUUGUAAAUUAUUCUGAGACAUAUUAAAUGUUUGUUCACAUUUGAAAACUAAUAUAA